Messenger RNA from Trichoderma reesei QM6a, 3085 nucleotides. RefSeq lists its product as uncharacterized. Bases 1 to 2955 code for a protein of 984 amino acids. The record is from RefSeq and is a predicted model, not a curated record. The transcript has 2 exons. NCBI's taxonomy places the organism in Eukaryota, Fungi, Ascomycota, Sordariomycetes, Hypocreales, Hypocreaceae.
AUGCUUGAAGAAAAGGUCGUCUCCUUUGAGCUCGGUGACGGCUUCAGCCUCAUCGGCGCCGAGAUCUUUGUCGACGACCAAGACUACACCGGCGUCUCCAUCGCGGCAAACAAUCUAUCCACAGACUUCACGAGGGUCACUGGCCGGCACUGCAAUCCCAUUGUCAAAGCUCGGCCCUCGGCUCCUCCGGCUCGGUCAUGCAUCGUCAUCGGCUCUCUCACUCAGUCACCCACGAUUCAGCUCCUGAGAGAUCAAGGCAAGAUUGAUCUCACCCAGAUUGAGGGGAAAUGGGAAUCCUGGAUCACGACGACUGUGAAGGAGCCCUUUGAGGGGUAUGACAAUGCUCUGGUCAUUGCCGGGAGUGAUAAACGAGGAACCAUUUUCGGAACAUAUUCCCUCUCGGAGCAAAUUGGCGUGUCGCCAUGGCAUUGGUGGGCUGAUGUGCCUCCCAAGAAGCAACAGCAAAUCUUUGCUCUACCUGUAACCACAUGCAAUGGCGAGCCCAGCGUCAAGUAUCGGGGCAUCUUCAUUAACGACGAGUGCCCCGGCAUGGACAGCUGGGUUCAUGAAAAGUUUGGUCCCAAGUUUGAUGCCAACUUUUACCACUACGUCUUUGAGCUUCUCUUGCGCCUCAAGGCGAAUUUCAUGUGGCCGGCCAUGUGGCGAGGAUAUCCGUAUCCCGGACGAUCCUUUUUCGUGGAUGACCCCAAGAACCAGGAGCUGGCCGAUACCUAUGGCAUUGUGAUUGGCACCUCGCACCAUGAGCCGAUGCAGAGGGCCAUGAACGAGUGGUCCACUACUCAGCCCGAAGGCACCUGGAACUGGGAUAAAAACAAAGAAAAGAUCACACAGUAUUUCGAAGAAGGAGCCGAGAGGGCCGUGCCCUACGAGUCCUACUUCACCAUGGGGAUGCGAGGCGAAGGCGAUGUGCCCAUGACAGGAGGCGAUCCCGUCAAGAUCCUCACCGAAGUGCUGGAUGUGCAGAGGGACAUUAUCAAAAAGAACUAUGGCAAGGAAGACGGCGUCUUGCAGCUCAUGGCACUCUACAAAGAGGUUCAGGGAUACUACGACAAAGGACUCGCGAUUCCCGAUGAUGUGACGCUCCUGUUUGGAGACGACAACUUUGGGAAUCUGCGCCGUCUCCCGACAGCAGAGGAGAACAAGAGGUCCGGUGGCUCAGGCUUCUACUACCAUUUCCAGUACACGGGCUACCCGCGCUGCUACAGAUGGAUCAACAGCAACACUCUGGGCAAGGCCCUUCACCAGCUCCAGCUCGCUCACUACCGGGGUGCCGAUCGCAUCUGGAUCUUCAAUGUCGGCGACUUGAAGCCCGUUGAGAUCCCCAUGAGCUUUGCGUUUGAUCUGGCUUGGGACAUCAACUCCAUCACGGCCACCACCCUGCCGCGCUACUUUGAGCAUCUUGCUACGCGGGAGUUUGGUGAAAAGUACGCAGGCCAUAUUGCCAAAUCCUGGUACGACUUCAACAAGCUGGUCGCUCUGCGCAAGCAGGACCACAUCGACGCGUCGACCUUUGUCAUUCAAAAGUACCACGAGACUGAUAGAAUCCUUGCACGAUGGCGGCAACUCUUGGCCGAGACUGAGGCAGUCUAUUCUCACAUUGACGAGGAGCACAAGUCUGCCUUCUUCCAGCUCGUGCUUCACCCCGUCAAAGCGUCUUACAUCUUCACUCAAGUGCGCGUCGCCCAGUUCACGAAUCAGCUCUUUGCCAAGCAGCGCCGAAACACGACAAACGUCCUGCUCAAGAAGUGCAUCAGCCUCAUGGAUGCCGAUCACGAUCUGUACGAAGAGUACAACUCCAUCUCGGACGGCAAAUGGAACCUCAUGCUGCGUCAGCCGCACUAUGGCUAUGGCGAUACCGGUGCGGAACCGUCACGCAACAUGAUUGAUGGGCUUUGCUAUGUGCAAACACAAGAAGACUCGAACCCCAGCGUUGGCCACAUGGGAAUAGCCGUCGAGGGUAUCGAGGGAAUCAACCCCGGCCAUAUCAACGAGGACUCGGACAGAACUCACCCUUCGCGCGGCGGCCUCGAGCCCGGAGUGACUCUUCCGUUCAUCACUCCCUAUGGCGAACAGACUCGCUACUUUGAGGUCUUCCAUCGCGGCACAAAGGAGUUCUCCUGGGAAGCCCGACCGCAGUAUAAGUGGAUCAAGCUCUCUCAGUACGAAGGCCACCUGAACCCCCGAGAUGACGACAUCAGAGUCAUCAUCACCAUUGACUGGGCGCAAGUGCCCGCUGAUUUUGAUGCAAAGGUCAUGAUUGAAAUCAUCGGUACUCGUGAUGGCUACGAGCAAGUCCACAUGACUGUCAGGAACAGCCGGGUCCCUGCAGACUUUGAGGGCUUUGUCGAGGAGAGCGGGCACUUGGCCAUUGAUGCUGGCGAUUGGGCCACGGCGCCAUACAUUCAGCUUCCUGCUCUUGGCCGGCCCAUCGCAGGAGCUGUUACUCUGCCAUUUGAUACUGACUUUAGCAAGCCUGACGAGCUUCCGUUCCUGCGCUAUCCGAUCUACGUCUUUUCUCAGCACGACAACACGAAUCUCGAGCUUCAGUUCAACACGACGCUCGAAACCGAAAAGACGAGCAGAAUGCAGUACGACGUGCGCUUUGACGGAGGACCCAUCAAGACAUAUCGCCUCACGGAGGACGAGAACAACGCCGAGAAUCUCCCCAAGGGCUGGCCCACGGCCGUCAUGGACUGCGUCUGGAAGAAGGGGCAUAACGUGGGGACGGUCAAGAAGGGCAGCCAUACGAUUGAGGUGCGGAUCCGGAGCCAGAACGUCUGUCUGGAGAAGCUGCUUCUUGAUCUUGGUGAUUUGCGGUACACGUAUUUGGGGCCGCCAGAGAGUGAGUAUGUGAAGAAGGGAGAUACUCGGAGCGUAGGUCGAGGUGGUGUUAUUGGGCAGUUGGACAGCUUGAAGAUUGAUUUGGGAUUCUGAUAUAAGUUUGGAUAAUAUGUGAUUCGGGUUUCCUACGUCCGAGGUUCUAUGUUUGCUAUCUUCACUCAUCUGAGUUAGGUAUGUUUGUUUUGCCCGCUGAAUCUUUAUCUCUGCGGCUUAUAUUCUCUGC